This is a messenger RNA of Melanotaenia boesemani (Boeseman's rainbowfish), 2631 nucleotides long. RefSeq names its product SHC-transforming protein 1-like. NCBI's taxonomy places the organism in Eukaryota, Metazoa, Chordata, Actinopteri, Atheriniformes, Melanotaeniidae. Gene Ontology annotation, molecular function: receptor tyrosine kinase binding. Gene Ontology annotation, biological process: cell surface receptor protein tyrosine kinase signaling pathway; intracellular signal transduction. The record is from RefSeq and is a predicted model, not a curated record. Gene Ontology annotation, cellular component: plasma membrane. The transcript has 14 exons. The coding region runs from base 233 to 1960 and encodes 575 amino acids.
GUGAGCUAGAGCCUCUCAUUCAUAAAAAAGAGAAAGUUCAUUCAUAAAAGCUGCACAUUUCUGCUGUGCCUCAGUAAGAAAAAGACAGCAGGAGAAAAGUUGAUGCGGAGGUGAAGCAGAGCUGGAAGCCGGGAAACUGAGUAAGUGAAUGGUUUAGUGAGACAGGACACUACUCAGCAUGACUACAGUGGAGCAGACUGGAUUUUAGGCUACACAAGACAACCCCCAUCCCAUGCGGUGUUCAAGUCCCCUGAUUAUGAGAGAGCAAACUGUACCCAGAUUCAAAUCACAGUCAGGACUCUUACCAGGUAUGCUGAAGCGCACUAAAUACAGUCGUCUGCGGAACGAUUCUUUGACCUCUCUAGAGGAUCAUUCCCAAAGACUGCUGCCUCUGAAGAGGGAUCUGUGUUUGGACUCUGAUUUUGCUCAGCUGGAGCCUGGGACGCCUUCUCACCACGGGCCAUCCACCCUGAGAAACUUCAUUCCCAGAGUGGCCAACAUUCAACUGCAAAGCCCUAUUUCCCUGAGAGGUCCGGGGGGAAAGACAAAUACAGCUGGAGACAGAAACAUCAAUGGACACACUGACAAACCACGGUCCAGAACAGAUUGGGUCUCAGGGUCUGAUGAGAGAUUUUGCAGCCACCCUUCUCCUAAUGAGCCCUUCUUCACUGGCCAAAACCUAAUUCACCCGGCUCUGCUCUGCACAAAACGCCCCAUCACGCUACAUCGGAUGACCAGUCUCCCCUGUCCUCAACACGGAGGUGAUCUGUGCCGUUUGAAGACUUUAUCUGCUGUAGAUGACUGUGCAGUGACGAGGACAGCGAACAGAGCAGUUCACUAUCACAUUAAGUACAUGGGUAGCGUGGAAGUGAUCCAAUCCAUGAGAACACUCGACUUUGAUACAAGAAUGCAAGUGACUCGAGAGGCAAUGAGCAGACUAUGUGAGAGGACAUCAGCGAAAACAGCAGUGAAAAAUAAAAGGCCUGUGUGCAAGGGGCUGUCUGCUGUUCUGGGUCAAAUCAAUUUGCAGUUUUCAGGGAGCAGGGUCAUCCUCACUGUCUCCACAGACAGCAUGACUCUGGUCACAGCCUCCUCCUUAGAGAGGAUUGCCGACCACCCCAUGCAGGCCAUUUCGUUUGCAUCUGGAGGUGACCCAGACAUGGCAGACUACAUUGCUUAUGUUGCAAAGGACACCAUCAAUCAGAGAGCUUGUCACAUCUUGGAGUGUCCCAGGGGUCGGGCUACUGAGGUUAUCAACAGCAUUGGUCAGGCCUUUGAGACUCGUUUUCGACAGCUUCUCAGCCAAACAUCAACAAUCCUCUCUCCAAGGUCUGCAGUGAGAGUCUGUCCCAACUGCUGCCCAGAAGAAACAAAAACAGACCUAAAGGUCAAACAGGAAGAUAAAGUCACCGACCAGAGAGACUAUUACAAUGUCAUUCCUGGAAAGACACUACCACCUGGUGGAAAAGAGGAUCUGCAGGUCACAAAGGAGGAAAAAAUAUAUGAUGCUGACAUACAGGAGGUCUGUUUGUCUUGGCCUGUUUCGCUGUAUGAGAACUGCUCCAUUACAGAGGACGCCCCAGCUCUACCUGCAGUGAGGUCUGAAGGCUGUCCUGAACAAUGCAGUCUUGUCUCUGAGACCCAGGUAGACAUGAUCCAGGAAGAAGGCUGGUUUCAUGGCAGGUUGGGCAGAGAGCAGGCAGAGUCACUUCUCACAUGUAGUGGGGACUUCCUGGUCAGAGAAAGCAGCUCUGCCUCUGGUCAGUAUGUACUUAGUGGUAUGGAGGGACAAACCAUGCGACACCUACUGUUGGUUGACCCACAUGGUCAGGUGCGUACACGUGACCAGGUGUUUCACAGUGUCAGUCACCUGGUGCGGUUCCACAUGGAGAAGCAGCUGCCCAUCAUUUCUGGAAGCAGUUCGCUGUGUCUGAGGCAGCCAAUCCUGCAAACACACUAGCACACAAAUCCACAGACUGUCACAAGCAUAAACGAACUUUGACCACCAGUUUUUGAAUUGAGACAAAUCUAACCCAAGUAAAAGCUCUUCAACACUUUUAGCUGCCCGAUCACAUUAAAAUGCGGUCUCAGUUGGACAUGAGUUCUGGUGGUCACAUGUGUAUCAACUUGUGAGGACAAUGUUGUAAUCUUUGUUCGCUGCUGUAUGUUUGUUGUUUUUAUGAUAAUUUGGUUUUCAUUUAUUUCUUUUGACAUGAGUAAAGUCCCAACUUAUUCCCAAGAAAAACCGUUGGCCUGCAGAACAUCCGGUCCCUCUCAGGCUGAAUAUACUGGUGUUUACUCAAAGUUGAAGUAUAAUCUGCGGUGCUGGGGGAAAUUACAAGAAUGUUGGCUGACUUUCCAAAUCAUUUUUUACAUGCUAAAUUUGUCUCAUGUUCAUUGUUUAGAUUUAUUUUCUUGUUAUAGUCCAAUGCCUCUGUUUCCCAUGCUUGUCUUUUGAAAAUAGCUUUUCAUUGCUGUCUUAGUCUGCAUUUCAAAUGCUCUUUUUUAAUAAGAACAUGCAAAAAAAAAAAAAAAAAAAAAAAAAAAAAAAAAAAAAAAGGUGGUUUUGUUUGUCUCAGAUUAGCUGGAAAAUAUUUGGAUAUAAUCUGUUUCCCAUGAAAUAAAAUUCAU